AUGGAGAAUUCCACGGUCCCAAUCCUCCCUGAGCAUACCGAGACCCACUUCCUCGCAGAGGGCGCUGCCAACAUCGUAUAUCAGAUCACCGUGAAGUCUCCACCAAGCGAUGAACCUCGACAAACCGAGCUUGAGCAUUGUGGCGCCGGCACUCCACCUCCAAGUGAGAUUGAGCUUGAGACCGACUCCAUCGAUGAUAGUUUUUUUGACAAUAAGCUACUUCGGCUUCGCAAGGACCUUCCAACGACUUUACCCUGUGCUAUCGCUCAAGAUGCGUGGGUGCGGCUCAUCCGUCCGCUCUUUGCGGAGAGCCAACUGGUUUACCAGGGCAUCGUCAGUGUCAGAGCUGGUAAUAUCAUCUCUCGCCUCAAUAAGGAGCUCGAGUCGCUUCCCCGACUAGCCAAGCGCAGAGGGGUCAUGCUCGCCGAUGACGAUUACGGCUUGCUCGUGACGGCUAUGACCCCAGCAUCCCCGGGCGAGACAAUCGUCCAGUUCAAACCCAAGUGGCUCGUCCAAUCCCCCUCCGCUCCCUCAGAUGCCAGACGCUGCCGUACCUGCGCCAAAGUCGCCCGCAAAAACUCCUUGAUUGACCGGGAGAAUGACAUGACCGACGUGACUGGCAAGCCUAACCUGCCUCACGAGAAGACCUUCUGCCCACUGAAGCUCGUCUCCGGAAACCGUGAACACAUCGCCUCCUGCGCUAAGAUCAUCCUCGGGCCCCGGGCCACCCAAGCGGAACUCAAUCGUUUCGUCGCUUGGCUCAGCACAACCACACUGCUCAGACGUCUCCGCGACUGCCAACAAGCCAUGGACACUCAGGGUGUCAUGCAACCCGACCUCAGUAAUGAGAAGCUGUUAGUAGCCAUGACCUUGAGGGACUGUACCGUGUUCGUCCGCUUCCCCGACGGCCCGAUAAGGGAUGUGCGCAGACUCGAGGCUCGGAUCGGUGACCUGGACGUCAAGUCCCCCGACAAGGCCAAGUACUGGAAGGAUACUGAGAGGCCGCUAAUCGAGGAGGGGUGGUACGUCAAUGGGGAGGCGAUCGAGCGCACUCAGAAAAGCGACUGUCUGCUUCGUGGCUCGGGACCGAUGUGGCAUCGCAGAGGUGACGAUAUCGAGACCAGAUACAGCGCCGCGUUUUCUCGUAUGAGAUGA
Messenger RNA from Drepanopeziza brunnea f. sp. 'multigermtubi' MB_m1, 1155 nucleotides. RefSeq lists its product as uncharacterized. Gene Ontology annotation, cellular component: nucleus. Gene Ontology annotation, biological process: inositol phosphate biosynthetic process. The record is from RefSeq and is a predicted model, not a curated record. Gene Ontology annotation, molecular function: inositol-1,3,4,5,6-pentakisphosphate 2-kinase activity; ATP binding. Lineage: Eukaryota; Fungi; Ascomycota; Leotiomycetes; Helotiales; Drepanopezizaceae.